UAUUAGUGUUACUUAAAUAAACGAUGGCUGUAUUAUUUUCAUGGAUCGAUUACAUAAUUUGUAUAGUAAUGUUACUUGGUAGUACAGCAAUAGGAAUUUAUCACGGAGUUAUUUAUCGACACUCUCCACCAUCUGAGUACCUUUUAGGUAGUAAACGAAUAGGUGUUUUGCCUAUUGGUAUGUCGAUAACUGCAAGCUCUUUGGCAGCUGUACCAGUUCUGGGAUUCUCCGCAGAAACUUACUAUUACGGCAUUACAGUCGUUUUUGAAUUACUUACCCAAAUAAUAACAGUUUUAGUUGUAAAUUCUAUUUAUCUGCCGGUACUUUACAAUUUAAAAAUUACAAGUAUUUAUGAAUAUUUACAAUUUAGAUUUGAUAGAAAAACUAGAUUACUAGUUUCGGUUCUUUACAUGUUCCAUAUGCUUUGUAUGAUACCUCUAGGAAAUUACAUCCCAGCGUUAGUAUUAUCUCAAGUUACUGGAAUAUCAACUAAAAUUCUAAUCCCCACUCUUUGCUUCAUUUGCGUCUUUUAUACCGCUACUGGCGGAAUUAGAACUGUCGUUUGGACUGAUGUUUUACAAUUCAUUUUUAUGGCACUCUCAAUGAUUAUAUUACUUAUUGUUGGAAUUAUAAAAGUUGGAGGACUUGGUAUAAUUUAUCAGAGAGCUUUAGAAAGUGGAAGAUUACAUGUUCAUUAUGAAUUCGAUUUAACAAUCCGAGAUUCCGUUUGGUCUGCACUUAUUGGACAUUUCUUUUUAAUAACGUAUCUUGUAGGAAUAAAUCAAAAUUCAAUACAAAAAUGUAUGUCUGUUCGUUCCCUCGAAACAAGCAAAAAAGCUUUUAUGAUGGCAGUUAUUUUCUAUGCUGCUAUGACGUUUAUUCUAUUAUUUACUGGUUUUGUUAUAUACGCUACAUAUCACGAUUGUGAUCCACUUACAUCCAAACAAAUUGAGAAAUCAGACCAAAUAUAUCCAUUUUAUGCACUUGAAGUGUCUAAGAAUAUACCUGGAUUAGCUGGAAUUUUUAUAACUGGAAUUGUAAGUGCAGGGUUAAGCACUAUGUCGGCUGGAUUGAAUUGUUCGGCUACGGUUAUUUACAUGGAUUUCAUCAAACCUCUUCUAAAAAAAGAUAUGAGUGAUCAAAAAAUUAAUUUACUUUUAAAAUCUUUAAUUGUUAUUAUUGCAAUACUUAGCUUAGGCUUAGCAUAUGGAUUUGAACAAGUGCAAAAUAUUUAUUCGAAUGCUAUUGCGUUGGUUGGAGCUGCUUCUGGACCAAUAUUGGGUAUUUUUACAAUUGGUAUGAUUCUACCUAUGGUAAAUUCAAUUGGUGCUUUUGUUGGAGGAGUGUUAUCAAUGUGUUUUGUAUAUUGGAUUAGUCUGGGUAGUCAAUUUUAUAGAAUGAGUAACCCUUACUCAACAUUACCAAUGUCUGUAAAUGGUUGUCCAACUGAAUUGGGUGUUUUCAACGUGACUCAAAUAACACCAAACGAAGACAAUGGUUUUAUUUUAUACAAAAUAUCAUUUUAUUACAACGUAUGUAUUGGAUUUUUAACCACAGCAGUUCUCAGUAUAAUAAUAAGUUGGUUUACACGAAACAAAAGUGCAGUAGUACGUAAAGAUUGUAUAGCUCCGUUUAUGCAUUUUUUGUUAUCAAAAGAAUCCGAGUAUUCUCUAGUUAAGCAAACUAUAAUGUUAGAAAAGUAAAUUAGUUAUUCACAUCUGUCUUUAAUUUCUAUAGUUUCAAAUCUUGCAGGAUAAUUUUACAGAUAUGAAUAGUGUAAGAUUGUUCCUGAAACAACAAAUGAUUGUUUUAAAUGCUUCAAAAUCACUUUAUUAGUGUAGCAUAAAAACCAAG
This is a messenger RNA of Onthophagus taurus, 1854 nucleotides long. RefSeq names its product putative sodium-dependent multivitamin transporter. Gene Ontology annotation, molecular function: symporter activity. Gene Ontology annotation, cellular component: membrane. Gene Ontology annotation, biological process: transmembrane transport; sodium ion transport. Lineage: Eukaryota; Metazoa; Arthropoda; Insecta; Coleoptera; Scarabaeidae. The record is from RefSeq and is a predicted model, not a curated record.